AUGAAUUACACGUAUCUGCUCUACGUUCAUCUUCUACUCUCAUAUUUUACGGAGAUUCACUCGUCAGCCAAACCAUAUAAAGAGACAAAAUCGCAAAAGAAAGAGCUGAAACCACUCAAAGGACCUGACUCAACUUCAAGGACCGAUGAAGACAACACCCAAAACCGGUUCCUAAGAACGUUCCUCCUCAAUAGGCAGAAACGUCCACGAUCUUCCACAGAAAACUCUUUUCGACGCGUCCGCAAGAUAACGAAAAGACCAACAACGACCACAAACUGUAAAAUAUUCUGCCGCAGUGGUUAUCACCUUCAAAUUCUCCCCAGCGGGGUAGUGAGGGGUACGGUUGACCAGGACAGCGAGUACGGUAAGAAUAAGUUGGUAAAUAUUACAAUCAUUAAGUGUUUGAAACCUCAGUGUAUUCAAGAAAAAUUCAUUGCAGUCCAUAUUUGAACUUGAAUGCGGCGUAAAACAAGACUGCUGAGAUUACUCUAGAACCUCAUAAGAAUCACUCAAAGGCGAGUCGUUACAGUUUGGUACAACAAUGGCAACAACCAACGAAUGAUGCCGAGAAAUUGUUUGAAGUCGAAUCGCGUUAUUGCGGACACCAUCGGGGGGAAGAUUUAGCGUCCGUAAUAGCGAGAGUCUAUAAUAGCAGGGUACGAGAGAAAAAAAUUUGUUUUGUGUCUAAACUUUUGAAAUAAUAUGUAACUACGCAGACAUUAAGUUUCUAACGUGGCCUCGCGAACCUGAAAAAGAUCCAGCCGCAAGCAGGAAAUUCUCUUGUCCGCACCCAAUUGAAGAAUGGUUUCGCUGUCGCUUUAUAUUGUGCGAGUCAGGAUUUUGGACGAAGUACUAAGUGUCCGCUAUAGCGCGAGAAAAAACAAGUGAAAUGUCGCGCUGGGGGACAAAAGUACCUGCAUCAAUAAUAAUAAUAAUAAAAUGAUAACAAUGAUAGCAACGGGAAUCUGUUUCAGUCAUUUUUUUAAGCGCAAUGGCGGCGUGUCUGUACUAGCGAGGUGUCCGCAGGGAGAGAGUCGAAUGAAGUAACAAAUUUCUAACGAGCAAUGCUAAAGGUCGCUUACACUUAUUUCUUUGAGUCCUCGUUGGUUCCCUUGUCUGUAAUAUAACCUUUGUCCUGACGAAGGUUUGCGGCAUUCAAUGGAAAUGCGCUGUUUUACGACCUAGGGGCGGUCUCCAAGCGAAAACCUCCUUCGCAAAGGUUUUUGGUUUGGGCGUUUAUUAAGAUUGCGUGUGAAGCCGCCCCAAGAACAUUUAGGCGGGAAACUUACGGCCAAUGAAGAACCUGAUCAUUACCACUAUGUGUUUUUCUGCUCCCAGUGUUGUUUGAGAUGCAGUCAUUCGGGCCCAGUCUCGUUAGGCUGAUGAGUCCAGCGACGGGCAGGUAUCUAACUAUGAAAAGAGAUGGAACACUUCGUGGGUUGGUAAGUGAAUUAAUUCUUAGCCUCAAGUCAGGAACUGAUGUCACAAGAGUAACCUUUAACAAGGCGUAAGUGUAGAAAAAGUCAAGAACUGAUGUCACAAGAGUAACUUUUAGCAUGGAAAGGAUACUGUUACAUUCAAAUCAGGAAGUAGAAAUGACUUCUGGCAAGAAAAACUUCGCGAAGCUUUUUAAAAGUAAGGGUUGGAUUCAAUAAGUUUGUUCAAACGUGAAUCAGCGUGGUUUAUCUUACUGCAUUUGGAUAUCCUGCUUUUUUAACGUUUUUCAAUCACGUGGUUAUGAUUCAAAUUUUGUUUAGCUAUUAAAAUUAUACAUGCGGGACUAACAAUCUAUUGUAGUGAGAGUUUGACUGUUGUUUGAAAAAGAGAGAGGUUACCAUACAUUACUGACUGACUUGUGUAGGAAACCCAACUUUUCUCGGUUUCUAUAGGAUGAAGCCGGACUCUGGGUAAUUGCUACUCCCAUACUCGCAUACUGGUCCAUUGCAGAUUACCCCGUGUACCUCUAACUUCCACCUUUUGCUCUCUUUCAGAGAAGCCAAACCACCCGAGACUCGCUCUUCAAAGAGACUCACGAAGAGAACGCGUUUCACUCUUAUGCGUCUUACAGAUAUUACAGAAAACAGCCACACGACAUGUUGGUUGGAAUCAAGAGGAACGGGCAAAUAAAGCGCGCCACGAAGACUUUUUAUGGACAAACUGCUACACAGUUUCUUGUCAUCAAAUUUUGA
This is a messenger RNA of Pocillopora meandrina, 2189 nucleotides long. Lineage: Eukaryota; Metazoa; Cnidaria; Anthozoa; Scleractinia; Pocilloporidae. The record is from the annotation of a GenBank genome assembly.